Molecule: messenger RNA, 1616 nt
Organism: Stereum hirsutum FP-91666 SS1
Lineage: Eukaryota; Fungi; Basidiomycota; Agaricomycetes; Russulales; Stereaceae
Product: Clavaminate synthase-like protein
Exons: 12
Coding region: 258-1403 (381 amino acids)
Molecular function (GO): dioxygenase activity
Source: RefSeq, a predicted model, not a curated record
CGGAUGCCUUCCGCAUGCAUCUAGUGCACCCCCAUGGGCUCCCAUCGGUACAUCUUCUAGCUGGUCCUUCCGUCUUGCGUUGAUCCUGAGUUGUCGUCAUCUCUCUUCGGACUUUGCACAACUACUCCAUUAUUAGGACAAGAAGUUGUCAGGCUCUCGUGCAAGGGAUGUCGAUAAGCUUCUGGUACGGCCAGUUUAAAAGUCUCUGGAAUGUUGUGAUUCUAUGGUGGCAGUGAUUUAACCCUCUCGAGCACAUCAUGACGAUCACUUUCGACAUUCCUCCUUACUCUCGUCCACCGCCAACGAAGGAGGAGCUGGAUUAUGCCCCGCUUUCUGUAGUUGAUCUCAGCAAAUGGGACCGUCCAAAUGGCAAAGAAGAACUUGUCAACGACUUGCGGGUCGCCAUUGAGGACGUUGGUUUCUUGUUCGUCGUGGGCCACGGCAUAGAGGAUGAGGAGGUGUUGAGACAGUUGUCCAUCGGGGAUGCGUUUUUCAAUCUCCCUCUCGAGGUGAAGCGGCAGCAUCCCUGCGACUUCUCUGUUGGAAACUAUUUUGGGUAUCGCGAGCCGUAUCAAAUCUUGGGAGAUUCAGGGGUCAAGUCGAACAUCGAGAUGCUCAAUCUGCCCAAGGACACUCCCUCUCUCGCCCACGAGAGGCUUCGGUACGACUUCCUGGAGGAACUACGCUCCGAGACCAAGGCCUUCCAGGUCAAGCUUCAUCAGCGAAUCCUUGAGCCCCUGUUGAAGCUCUUCGCGUUGCUUCUUGAACUGCCUGAGGAUUACUUCUCUGCCGCCCAUGCGUUCGAUAAGCCGGCAGAAGAUCACCUGCGUUAUAUGCGGUACACUCCGAACGAGCGUGAGGUAGAUGCCAAGAUCGACAACCAGUACACGAAGGCUCAUACUGAUUUCGGACUUCUUACCAUCUUGUUCCCCCAAAUUGUUAAUGGACUGCAAGUACGGACGACCUCUGGGGAGUAUAAAUACGUGCAGUACAUCCCUGGGCAUGUUGUAGUGAAUACGGCCGAAGUCCUCACCUUCCUAAGCGGCGGGUAUAUUAAGAGCACAGUUCACCGUGUGGUUCGGCCCCCUGAGGACCAGGCAUACGUCAAACGUCUUGGCUUGCUAUACUUCUCUCGCCUUGCAAACGAAUUUGACGUCAAAGUGGCCCCGUCGCCCCUUCUCCAAAGGCUCGGGUUAUACGAUCCCGCUAAGGAAGAUUCUAACCCUCCGAAGGGUCUUGAGUGGGGCAGGGCGCGCGUGAAGCACACUCAUAACAAGGUCGUUUUUGAGCACGUUGAUCACCCUGUUGCCCCGUUCAAGUACAAGAAUCAUGAGAUCAACCUUGAAUACAAGGCCCCGCCAGUUUUGGGCGCAUCGCCUGCGCGUACUCCGAUUUCCGUUUGAUCUCUUGUCCAUAUGUAGAGUGGUGUCACUCUUAACGGGUCAGUGUGUGUAUGAACUAGCAGGAAGUUGUAGUGUUUAUUGUGCCUGUAGAAGGCCGAAGUCAUGCUUAGUCAACUUGUAGUUUUCCGUAUAUCUAGCAGAUUCCGGUCUGUAUCCUCGAGUUUAUGAACAGGCUUUGUCUCCGAAAGCUUCCGAGACGUGUAUUAUUUCUUC